Acanthocheilonema viteae is the source of this 769-nucleotide messenger RNA. The record is from the annotation of a GenBank genome assembly. Lineage: Eukaryota; Metazoa; Nematoda; Chromadorea; Rhabditida; Onchocercidae.
AUGCUAGCCGUUUUUCAUAUGGAUAAUACAAUGCUAUUGCAACAAAUGCGAAUUUAUUUGCUUGUUAUUUUCAUUAUCUCAAAUGUUUUUUUCAUUAUUAGUAAAGGUCAACUGCUGAAUUUCCAUAGUAAUAAUCAACAUGUUACUACAAGUAAUAUUAGUUUGGCACGUACGUCAACGUACUACGAGAAUGCUUCUGCUUUGUUAACUGAUCUGUUAAGUGAUUACGAUAUGAGAUUACGACCUGGUUUUGGAGGUGAUGCUUUACUACUAAUGUUAGAUGUUAUCAUUGAUUCAAUUGAUGCAAUUUCGGAAGUAAAUAUGGAUUAUACAAUAACGAUGUAUUUACAUCAAUAUUGGCGAGAUAAACGGCUCUCCUGGUCACGUCAUUUUCAUAUCGAUGAUAUGACAUUUUCCGGAGAUUUCUCACAACAUAUUUGGGUACCGGACACAUUCCUGGCAAAUGACAAACAAUCAUUUCUACAUGAAGUCACGGAAGAGAAUAAAGUGAUUCGAAUUGAGCAUAAUGGACAAAUUACUUAUGGGAUGAGAUUUACGACAACUCUUGCAUGUCAUAUGAAUUUAAAGAAUUAUCCAUUGGAUAAUCAAAAUUGUACAUUAGAAAUUGAAAGUUACGGUUAUACAACGUCAGAAGUUCUGAUGCGUUGGAAUCAUCCAAAUGCUGUGUACGGAGUUGAAAAAACUAAUGUACCACAAUUUCAAAUUCUUGGCUAUCAAACAUUAAAUCGAAUUGUACGAACUGCCACCG